AUGGCAGCCUCGUCCAACAGACCCCGCGCCUUCGAUGCAGCACACGCCCAUUCCUGGCACUACUACACACCGCGCUCCAAUGCGACAACGCCAGCGCAAGCAGAGACCGGCGCACACGACACAGCACCCGCGCGACCUACCCAUGUGCGCCAGGCGACUACACCCGCGCCUGCUCCGCAGCCCGUAUUUGACGCUGCAAAUCCGCGGACGUGGAAUCGCUCAGCAUCGCGGCUCCUACUGGAAGAGCAUCAUCGCGACCGGCCGACUGUACGAUCUGUCUUGGAUCGCCCGUCAGUGCGGACACCCACCCGUCACAGCGCCGCCUCGCGUCCUGCCGGCGACAGGUCUCCACGUACACUGAAUGACUGGUCAGAGUAUCUGGCGAGCGGUGAGAUGACCUCUACACAGGAGCGCGUCGCCAUCUUGACUGAUGUGUAUCGCGCCAUGCAACUGGGCUCCACCGCAUCAAGUACGAGUUUGGCCCAGCGUCGCCGACCUGCCCCGCAUCGUCCACCGCGUUCUCGAGUGGGUACUGGACUCGCGAGUAUGUUGCACGACCCAGACUUUGGCGAUACAUCCGCAUACUGGAGUGCCAUGGUUUUGACGGACAGCAACACGCGCGGUAAUGCACACUCUACGUACCCGCGACGUCCUGGCGGUUCGAUCAUACAAACCGCUACACUCCUGUCGCAGCAACAGCAAAGACGACGACGCGGCAGUAUCGCAAGCAUCAACACGGUCAACACGACCAAUUCACAGACAACGUUGCCUGAGUACGACGGCGGCGACUGGACACUUCCAGACUACAGAAGCCAGAUUUCUUCUCGAGGUAGCAUGGAGAUCAAUGUUUGA
This is a messenger RNA of Protomyces lactucae-debilis, 852 nucleotides long. RefSeq lists its product as uncharacterized. Bases 1 to 852 code for a protein of 283 amino acids. The record is from RefSeq and is a predicted model, not a curated record. The transcript has 2 exons. NCBI's taxonomy places the organism in Eukaryota, Fungi, Ascomycota, Taphrinomycetes, Taphrinales, Protomycetaceae.